UGGGCUGUUAAAAGCCCAAAAAGCUUAUAACCCAACAAGAAAGAAAACGCUAACCUCUUUCUUCUCUCUCGCAUCAAAGUUCAACACUCGCUUCCGAUCUCUCUCUCUCUCUGCAACCCCUAGCUUCUUCGUCUUCCUCUUCCAUUUUCAGCUCAGGGCCAUUUCAUAGUUCGAUGGCAUCAAGCGGAGCAGUGCCAUUUUGGAGGGCAGCAGGGAUGACAUACAUUACUUACUCCAACAUAUGUGCGAAUCUUGUCAGGAACUGCCUCAAGGAACCUCACAAGACCGAAGCUCUCUCUCGCGAGAAGGUCCAUUUUGCUCUUGCCAAAUGGUCUGAUGGCAAGCCUGAGAAAGCUACCAUUCGUUCAGACACCCCAGAUAUUUGAUUCAGUAUAGGUGGAAGCUAUGCAUGCAGAAAUCUUUUAUUUCUACUGGAAGUUAAUCGUCAUUUUGGACCUUUUUGUGGAUUUUGAUGUUUUUGAUUGUUAUUUUUCUGUCCAUGAUGUGGCACAUGCACUGAAUUUUGGAUUUGCAUGGUUAAUCUUGUAAUAAUUUUAGUUUGAACACAUGUUAUUAGACCAAAUAAAAUGAAUACUUAUUCAUAAUUUCACGUGAUGUUUGCCUUC
Medicago truncatula (barrel medic) is the source of this 626-nucleotide messenger RNA. RefSeq names its product ATP synthase subunit epsilon, mitochondrial. Gene Ontology annotation, cellular component: mitochondrial inner membrane. NCBI's taxonomy places the organism in Eukaryota, Viridiplantae, Streptophyta, Magnoliopsida, Fabales, Fabaceae. The transcript is spliced from 3 exons. Gene Ontology annotation, biological process: proton motive force-driven mitochondrial ATP synthesis. The coding region runs from base 174 to 386 and encodes 70 amino acids. Gene Ontology annotation, molecular function: proton-transporting ATP synthase activity, rotational mechanism. The record is from RefSeq and is a predicted model, not a curated record.